AUUCUAAAACCUUUUAAAUCAAGUCAAGUACGUCUUUUAACUACACUAUAUCCGCAUCGUCCCUUUCCGCAAACCAACUAGUAUCGCUCCUAUCACCCACCUUUACAACCCCCGCUAUAACCCCAUCUCACCCCACAAAAAGAGCUUUUAAGGCCGCUACCCACCCCAAAAUGGCAUCCCCAAUUCUCCGCAUCUUCGCCAUCGUCUCCCUCCUCGCCAUCAGCACCGGAGUCCUAGCCAACUCGCCCUGGCGCUCAGCAAAUAUAUGGACCCAAUCUCAUCCAUGGCAGACGGCACCGUGGCAGAAGCAUCCGUGGCAGACAGCGUCGUGGCAGGAUCAUCCAUGGCAGACGGCUUCGUGGCAGAAACAUCCGUGGCAGACGGCUUCAUGGCAGACGGCGCCCUGGCAGACUCAAUCUCCGGAUAAUGUUAUGACUCCGGCAGCUGCUACGCCUACUCCUGGUGCGGAAGAGGUUUUGGGGGGUGAAUUGAGAUAAGAUUUGAAAUCCUGGGGCUGCUUAUUAUUUUGGAGGACGGGGUAGGGGUUUUAUGGCGGCGGAGUGAUGAGAUGCAAUUGCUUCCCUUAGUUUGAUUGUUUUCAGGCUUGGAGUUGAUGAAGACAGAUGACCGUAUCUUGGACGAGACAAAGUAUACAUCUUCAUUUCAUUUGCGUUGAUCCUGAAACAUCAAUGCAGGUGAUGCGGGGUAAGGCAAUUCGCGCGGCGGCUUUGAGAUGGUCAGGAGACGAUCACGUGAUGUAUUCCGAAGUCAUUCCAAAAAUUGUUCACUUCGCUAUAUCCCCUUCAUCCGCAAUUGAUCUGUUUUAAAACAAUCCCCGACCUUCUGGGAGAUUUAGGUCGCUAAAUAUGGCCCAAUAUAUCAAACAGCUAGUUAGGAUAUUCUAUUAAAGCUAGUGGACUAAAGCAAAGACGAUGGCAGC
This is a messenger RNA of Mytilinidion resinicola, 940 nucleotides long. RefSeq lists its product as uncharacterized. The transcript has a single exon. The record is from RefSeq and is a predicted model, not a curated record. NCBI's taxonomy places the organism in Eukaryota, Fungi, Ascomycota, Dothideomycetes, Mytilinidiales, Mytilinidiaceae. Bases 171 to 497 code for a protein of 108 amino acids.